AUGCCAAGCAAUAUUCCGAACGUUAACAUUUGUUGCCAGUCGACAAUAAUUCGCCAAAGAGAGGUAAACCCAUGCCCGAAUGGCUGGUCACCGAAUGAUGGCGUAAUUACGUACUGCACGCCAUCAUUUCAAAGCUCGUCAUGUCCAGGAUUUUCAUCCUGCCUGCGUUCGUCCAGCGUCGAGCAACAAUUCCUUUGCUGCGCACCGGGUCAGUGA
Messenger RNA from Cooperia oncophora, 216 nucleotides. The record is from the annotation of a GenBank genome assembly. NCBI's taxonomy places the organism in Eukaryota, Metazoa, Nematoda, Chromadorea, Rhabditida, Trichostrongylidae.